This is a messenger RNA of Chenopodium quinoa (quinoa), 6610 nucleotides long. RefSeq lists its product as uncharacterized. Gene Ontology annotation, cellular component: nuclear pore inner ring. The record is from RefSeq and is a predicted model, not a curated record. NCBI's taxonomy places the organism in Eukaryota, Viridiplantae, Streptophyta, Magnoliopsida, Caryophyllales, Amaranthaceae. The transcript is spliced from 32 exons. Gene Ontology annotation, molecular function: structural constituent of nuclear pore. Gene Ontology annotation, biological process: RNA export from nucleus; protein import into nucleus. The coding region runs from base 423 to 6377 and encodes 1984 amino acids.
AAUUUUUCUUUGAUACAGAGUACUACCUCCGUUAACUUUUAUUUAUAACUUUGAAAUAUUUUAUAUCUCACAAAUAAUAUCCUAAAAUUGCAAUAAGUUAACUUAGGUAAUUUUUUUUGGCGUUGGAAAAAACAACAAAAUGAUACGAAGAAAUUUGAUUUGAAGACUCAAAGUCUCGAGUAAGUAAAUUGUAAAUUUUUUAACCAAUUACGGAGUAAUUUAGUUGACAUUCUUAGACACUCGAGGAAAAAAAAAAAACAGUUUUGACAUUGGGCUCAUACGAUCAAGUCUUCCCUUCUUCAGUUCUACUCUUCUCUUUCUUUCUCUCUCUCCACUUUAAGCAUCAAAAGCGCGGGCUCUAAAAACACAGAACCAGAAAAACCUCUGAGCCCUAACUUCACAGCUUCUUCUCACUCUCUCCAAUGGCGGCCUCCUCCAUCGCCGCAACCUCAACCAACUCUCUCGAUUCUUCUCUUUGGUUCGACUCCUUCUCUCUCCUCCUCACUGACCUCGAGAAUCUCUCUCCUUCUUCCUCCGACCUCCCUCCUUCUCUGAUUGAGAAGUUGAAGCAGAAUCAUGCUUGGUUCUUGAAUACCGUUACUCAGUUUAAACCUCCGAGUGAAGCGUCGAAGUCGGCGUUGAAUUCUGAGCAAGUUAGUGUUGGUUCGCAUAAAUUGAGUAUUAAACCUCAAUUUAAGGAAUUGGCGUUGAAGCUCAGCUCCACUGUGUGCUUAGAUGAGAUACAGUCGUAUAUUCUUGUCGAAAGGUCGAUGGAUCAGAAAAGUGAUUUUGUUGAUGGUGCCAUACAAGGUUUUCUUCAUGAGAUAGUGCUGCAAUAUUAUACUCAAAGGCAAUGCUUACUUAAAUGUGCUCGCCAAAUGAUUAUUCACGGAUUAAAUGUUGGAUCAUCUGUUGAAGAAGAAAAAGCCAUUUGGCAUGAGGUUUCCAAGCUCAUUUCUGAUGGUCUAGAGAGCAAGUUGAUAUCUAUUCUGGAUGGACAACUAUCAUCAUCUUUUCCUCAACAAAUGGAUGUUGAUCUUUUCAUAUUGUGGGGUGAAGAGAUUCUAAUUGAAGCCAACCUGAUCUUGGACAUUCUAUUUCUUGUAUAUUAUGAGUCAUUCUCUACUUGCAGUGCUUCUAAAUGGAAGGAUUUAUGCCUGCUGUAUAAGGAUAUGACAGCUGGAUCAUCAAACUUUGUUAAGCUGGGUGUGUCUGCUGAAGCUUGUAAAUAUUGUUAUCUUGCUAAGAUUCAGAUGCUAUUGAUACUUAUAGAGGCCUUGGACUUUGAGAGUCUUCUUCAAAUGAUACAUGAUGAAAUUCCCUUUAGCAAGGAUAGCUCUUGUGUGUUUUCAUCAAGUGAUAUCCUAGAAAUGGAUUCUGUAAUAUCCAGUUUUGAUAUUUAUGAAACCAAAGAAGCGGGUCCUCUGAUCCUUGCCUGGGCUGUUUUUCUUUGCCUGAUUGUAUCUCUUCCUGGAAAAGAGGAACACAGUGAGCUAACGGAAGUUGACCAUGUUGGGUAUGUUCGUCAAGCCUUCGAGUCUUCUUCAUUGAGCAUUUUUAUGGAAAUUCUUCAAAGUGAUGUGAUGAAGGAUUCAGAUGGACCUCUGGCUGGAUACCGAAGCAUCUUGAGGACAUUUGUUUCUGCAUUUAUUGCAUCUUAUGAAAUUAAUACCCAGCUGGAAGAUGAUACUUUCAGACUUAUAUUAAAUACCCUAUGUGAGACCUACCGUGGAGAGGAGUCACUUUGUGUUCAAUUCUGGGACAAAGGCAGCAUAGUUGACGGUCCUGUUCGUUGUCUCCUUUGCAAUCUGGAGGGUGAAUUUCCGUACAGAACUAUUGAGCUGACUCGCUUUUUAACUGCAGUCUCUGAGGGGUGCUGGCCUGCGGAGUGUGUGUACAAUUUCAUGGAGAAAUCUGUUGGAAUCUCGUCUGUGGUUGAGAUAGAUAGUGAUUUGUUGGCUGGUGGAGCAUCUCAGCUAAUUGAGACUCAAAUUCCAUUGCAUGUUCCUACUGUUGAAGGUUUACUUAUUCCAAGUAAAACCCGUGGUCGUAUUCUGAGAAUGAUUGAUUCCAAAACUGCUCUUGUGCGCUGGGAGUACAAGCAGUCUGGGAUGGUUAUCUUGCUUCUGCGUUUAGCCCAGAUGCUGGAGCUGAAUGGUAAUGAAGAGGUUCUUGUGAUCCUUGACCUUUUUAGUCGAGUUGUAUCCUUCAACAUGGAUGUUUGUUUUUCUAUGAUGAAUAUUGGCAAAUCGCUUUAUCUUCAAACAAGCUAUGGUGGUGAGCAUAUGGAGGGUGGUAUCUGGAUUGACAUGGUUGAAGUCUUAUGCAACCUUGUCAGAAAUCUGUCACCAUACAGUGGCAGUGUUUUAGCCAUGUCCAUGACUGUUAAUAUUCUUGCAAAGAUGAUGAAAGGCUCACCAUCACAUGUUAGUGCUGUGGUUUUGAAGAUGAAUAUAUUUGAUCUGUCCCUAAAAUCUAGCAUAUUCAAUGAUCAGAACAGUAGUUUAUCAAGUGGUUCUUGGUUACUUUCGGGAAGACUUGCAAAAAUGCUUUUGAUUGAUUGUGAGCACAAUGGUGGUUGUCCCCUGACUAUUUCAGUUUUGGAAUUCACCCAGCAACUUCUUGGAGCUGGGGUAGAAAAUGAAUUUUCCCAUGCUCUUGUCAUGUUCUGUCUUCAGUAUGUCUUUGUAAAUCAUGAGUACUGGAAAUAUAAGGUGAAGCAAGAUCGAUGGAAUGUGACUCUGAAAGUGCUUGAAGUGCUGAAAAUGAGCAUUAUAUCUGUCCUAUACCUGACAAAGCUCGGUGGGUAUAUGAAAGAUAUUAUACUUUCUGAUUCUUCCAUCCAUGGUAUGAUACUUCGAAUUAUUUGUACAACUUCACCAGCAUUAGAGAAACUCAACGCCAGUAGACUUUAUGAUUGGAGAGAGAUUGAUGGGUUGCAGCAUGCAAUAGCCUCCAUGUUGGAUAUUCUAGUGAACAUUCUCUCCACCUUCCCAGAGGAUGACUACUCUGGCUUGCCAGUCUUCUACCAAGCAUUGCUGUCAAACUCUACUAAGCCGAUUCCUGUUGUUGAGGCCCUGGCAUCCUUAAUCUCGUAUUUCCGAAAUCCUGCUAUACAAUUGGGAGCUACUACAGCACUUUCACUGCUAUGCCGGACUGCUGAUCGUUUGCAACCUUAUCUAUCUGGAAACGCAAACUUCGGUCUCGGUGCUAAACAGGUUAUGCAACUAAGAUCUGCCAUUGAAAGUAUUAUUCGUGAACAGCCUGAAAGAAAUGAACCCCUCUUUGUAGCAGCUAUUGAGCUACUCACUUCUGCAGCAACUCACCAGCCUGCUUUUCUUGCUGCUAUAUUUGCUGGUGACGAGAUAAGAGCUGACCAUUUAGGGACUAAUGGUGAUCUAAAUGAAAAGGGAUGUUAUUCAACUUCCCAGGCUUUGAAAUCUGACAAUGCAACACAUCUAGUGGAUAUGCUUGUGCUUUAUGUUGAUAGAUCUGUUACACUUAUUUUGAGGAAUGCCAGAGUUCUUUUAAGUAUACUGAAUCUUAUGAAAGCACUGUGGCAAGGAGCUGCUCAGUAUUUUGAUAUUUUGAAGGCCAUCAGAAAAUGUAAGAUGUUUUGGAAACAGUUGUCUGAAUCUGUAAUUCUCAUCAGCCGUAAAGAAGCUCCCUUGCCGAUAAAUCUUGCUGAAACUGAGGCCCAGAAAUUAUCUUAUGAGUAUCAAUGUCAGUCUGCUGCAUUGGACAUUAUGGCCUUAGAAAUAUUCCUGCAAAAGAAAUUAAUGCAUGUCAAGUCACUGAUGAGACAAACUGAUCAAUCCUUGAAAGAAGGAAUUGGUGGUGUUGGGAAUAAUGCACAAGGUUCCGCAGAAUCUGAGCAGCUAGAAGAUAUCCUGCUAUCUUGGUCUGAUACCCCUUGUUUGAGCAAUCUUCUAAAAUCUUCUGCAGCUUGCAUGUAUGAUACUGAUGUUUAUCUUCAAGCAAAGAUUGCUUUUGGUUUACUUGUUACACACAUAAUUGGGAAGUUGGCCACAGGUGAUUCUGGUAGCAUGUCUUUAUCUUUCAUAGCAGAUGUAACCGCAUUGUCUACAAAGUUAUUCAAGCUACCUGCAUUUUCGGAAUUGUGCACCCAAUAUGCUCAGCAUGGUUACAGUGAAGGAAUCCACAUAAAGAACUUGAUACUCAAUGAUCUCUAUUAUCAUCUGCAAGGAGAGUUGGAGGGACGUGACAUUGAGCAUGGUGCAUUCAAGGAGCUUUCCCAGUUCUUAUCUAGCUCAAAUCUUCUGCAAACUUACCAGAAGAAGUGUGUUAAUGACUACUCGGCAGGAGCCAACAAUGCUUACCUAUUUGAUCUUUGGCGCCUCCAACGUGACAUUGGCCUUCAUAUUUGGGAUUGCUCGGAAUGGAAAGCGUCAAAAAAGAUAGCGGAGAAUACAUUGUUUUAUGUGCAGCGUGCCAACUCCAUGCUGCUAAUCCUCGGUUCAAGACUCCCAGCGUUGCGAGCUCUUGUAACAAUUUUAACUCUUGAUAUGGGGGAUUCGGUGAACAAACAGAAGAGUAUGUUGAAGAAAAUAUCCAGGGACAGACUUCUUGCCUGUGUAGAUCAUGAAUGCAAUGAGUUACAAACAACUUUGGGAUUACUGACAGCUGCAUCAGAUGCUCCACCUCAGGAAGUUCUUAAUUAUGUAGCUGCUCAGACAGAAUUGCUUCUUUGUCUUGUUAGGCACGUUGACAGUGGCAUGCCUUCACCUACUUGUUUGGUCAUACUGAAAACUUGCGGUUUUGGUGUGAAAAAACUGCUUGAGUCUAGACUGUUUGGUAACAAGGUUAAACAAAUAAUUAGGUCCUUAUUAAUGCUGCUUCAUUUGGUGGUGGAUCAUAGUUCUCACAGUAUCUCUUCUUCAAGUACAAAUGGCAGUGAAUCUGAAGUCUCUACUGAAGUGAUUAAUAAUUGUUUGGCCAUAUUGCCAAUACUUUGCAGCUGCACUGAAAUUCCUGAUCAAUCUAUCACCCUUGCAACCAUUGACCUAAUAAUUAAGAGAUUAUUGGCACCCAGCACAUGGCUCCCCAUCAUCCAACAACAUCUUCAGUUGCAGCAACUCAUUGUCAAGCUUCAUGAUCAGAGCUGCUUUGAAUCUCUUCCAGUUAUAAUGAAGUUUCUUUUGACCCUUGCAAGUGUGAAAGGAGGUGCCGAGAUGAUUGUUGCUUCUGGUUUCUUGUCAUCUCUGAGAGUUUUGUUUGCCGAAAUAUCAAAUGGCUGUGUGGCUAACUGGGUUAAGCCUGAGAAAUCCACAAUGGUGGGAGCUGAGAUUGAAAAGCCACAGUUUAUUUGGGGAUUAGGCUUGGCUGUUCUUACAGAAACAAUUUGUUCUUUAGGAGAAACUUCGCUUCGCAACGAAGUGGUAGAUAACAUGAUAUCAUAUUUCUUCUCUGAAAAAGCGUAUCUGAUAGCUUAUCAUCUUAGUAUUAUCCCAUCUGAUGAUCAUGAUAAGAAACGUGCACGAGCUCAGAAGAGGAAGACCUCUUUAUCUGCUUUUAGAGAGAUGGAGCAUACUCUUAUGUUGCUUUGCAUCCUUGCCAAGCAUAGAAACUCAUGGGUAAAGGCCACCAAAGAAAUGGGUUCUGAGCUUCGGGGUAGUAUUAUCCAUCUUUUAGCUUUCAUUAGUAGAAGUCACCGUCUUGGAGAGUCGUCUGGCCGGCCUGUGCCUCUUUUAUGUGCUCCUAUGUCCAAAGAGGAAAAUGAUUAUUACAAAAAACCAUCAUUUGUAAAUAGCAGAAAUGGAUGGUUUGCUGCUGCUGCUCUUGGGUGUGCUCCAGCUGCCAGUCUCCCUGAUGAAUAUUCACAGACUGCUAUUGUGGUGAAGGACCAAGUAAAUGGAAAUGCGGAGUCAGGGAGAUCUACAUACUUCUCAGAUACUGUUGCUGUACAGAUAUAUAAUAUCACAUUUCUCAUCCUGAAAUUCUUACUCCUGCAAGCUAAAGAUGCUGCUGGACGAGCAGAAGAACUGGGUUUCAUUGAUCUUUCCCAUUUCCCUGAGCUUCCAGAUCCAGAAAUAUUACAUUGUUUGCAGGACCAGACCAUUGCAAUCGUUACUGAAGUUUGCGAAAGCAAUAGAUCUAAACAAAUUCAACCUGACACCCAAGCAGUCUGCCUUUUGUUGCUUAAGAUAGUGGAAAUGGCUCUGUAUUUGGAACAUUGUGUCUCUCAAAUCUGCGGAAUUAGACCCGUGAUGGGGCGUGUGGAAGAUUUCUCUAAACAAAUGAGAUUUUUGGUCCGAGCUACCGAGGGACAAGCGUUCAUGAAUUCGUCAAUGAAGCAUUUGAAGCAAAUUGUAUCAUUUGUGUAUCCAGGUUUGUUACAAAACGAAGGAAUUUUGUAAAUUCCGCUAUAUAGCAAGAUAAGUGUUUUGUCCAAAACUUGUACAGAAUAUUGUAAAAGUAGUUCCCUUUAUGUUUCUAUAGAAUCUUAAGACCUUCGUUGCAUCUGGUCACUAGCGUGAUUCCUAGAGGGGGUUAGAAAGAGAGUUGGAGAGAAGUGCAAGUAAGAAAAAUUCCAUAUACCCUCUACGAGAGAUACUUUUCCCAUUCAAUUUGAUGAGGCAAAAUCAUUCAA